Westerdykella ornata is the source of this 1440-nucleotide messenger RNA. RefSeq lists its product as uncharacterized. Lineage: Eukaryota; Fungi; Ascomycota; Dothideomycetes; Pleosporales; Sporormiaceae. Gene Ontology annotation, molecular function: sterol binding. Bases 1 to 1350 code for a protein of 449 amino acids. Gene Ontology annotation, biological process: maintenance of cell polarity; piecemeal microautophagy of the nucleus; exocytosis. The transcript has 7 exons. Gene Ontology annotation, cellular component: intracellular membrane-bounded organelle; membrane; cytosol. The record is from RefSeq and is a predicted model, not a curated record.
AUGGUCCAGCCAUCCAACAACGUAGGGCCCUCUGCGGCAAAUGGGGUUGUCGAGCCCACGGCACCGUCCAGUACCCAAGUCGAGAAGCCGCCCGACGACACGUCCAAGCUUAAGACGUUCCUCGGCGUGUUGCGGAAGUUCAUCGGUGUAGCCGAUCUCGCCUCCGUCCGCUUUUCUCUCCCCGCACACCUGCUGGAACCCACGCCGAAUCUUGAGUACUGGAACUAUCUCGACCGACCCGAGACGUUUAUCAGUAUCGGAGACUCGGACGAACCCCUCGGCCGUAUGCUCGGGACCCUGCGAUUUUGGUUCACAAAGGAUUUGAAAUAUGUCAAGGGAAAGCCCUGCAAACCUUACAACUCCACACUCGGUGAAUUCUUUAGGUGUAACUGGGAAGUCGAGGACUCGUCCCCUCCUCUCAAGCACACGCCCAGCUCGGUUCCCUCAAGCAGUUCCACAAGCACCUCGGGCGAGAACAGAGUCAUCAAAGUUUCUUACCUCACCGAGCAGACCUCACAUCAUCCUCCCGUCUCGGCCUUCUAUAUUGACUGCCCUCAGAAGGGCAUCGUUGCCCGCGGAUACGAUCAACUCAGUGCAAAGUUCACCGGCACGAGCAUACGAGUAAUAGCAGGAGCACACAAUCUCGGCAUUUUCAUCACGCUGCAGAAUCGCGACAACGAGGAGUAUCAGUUGACCCAUCCCGCUGCAUAUUUGGGAGGUCUCCUUCGAGCAGGCUCCCUUAGCGUCUCGGUUGCGGACACAUGCUAUGUGACCUGCGUGAAGACAAAGAUAAAGGUCAUAUUAGAGUAUCUCGAGGAGGGAUGGUUAGGACGGGCACAAAAUAAGGUUAUUGGUGCCAUCUUCACCUACGAUCCUGACAAUGAUACCAUGAGCAAGGUUAGAGAUGUCCCUGACAAGCUCGUUCUCGCACGGAUCGAAGGCAACUGGCAAGACAAGAUCUACUACACCCUCGGGAGUCAGCCCUUUAACAAGUCCUCCGAGAAAAUCUUGCUGAUUGACCUCCACCCCCUUCACCCGGUCCCCAAAGUCAUCCCACCUAUGGAACAACAGCUCCCCAACGAGUCGCUCAAGUUCUGGAACAACGUUACCAAUGCGAUCCUCAACAAGCAGUACUCGUUAGCCACAUCGCUGAAACAGGAGAUUGAAGAGCGGCAGAGGGCAAAGGCAGCCGAACGUAAAGCACAGGGCAAGGAAUGGCAACCCCGUUUCUUCACAGGUGCUGUGACGCCCGUUGGCAAGCCAAAUCUGACAGAGGAAGGUGAGAAAGCCUUGAAAGGACUCCACGAGGGGCGAUAUGAGUUGGAACCUAAUAAAGAGUUGGGUGCCUAGAGAGACAGUCUUAUUCCUGUCGGGGAGUUUGGAUAUAACCGGCAGUCACUCGUUUCAUGGGUUUCCCUUUUCGCAUCAAGCCAUGUUUGG